Cucumis melo (muskmelon) is the source of this 1361-nucleotide messenger RNA. Its product is annotated as plant UBX domain-containing protein 4. Gene Ontology annotation, biological process: Golgi organization; nuclear membrane reassembly; proteasome-mediated ubiquitin-dependent protein catabolic process. The coding region runs from base 219 to 1127 and encodes 302 amino acids. Gene Ontology annotation, cellular component: cytosol; nucleus. The transcript has 4 exons. The record is from RefSeq and is a predicted model, not a curated record. Lineage: Eukaryota; Viridiplantae; Streptophyta; Magnoliopsida; Cucurbitales; Cucurbitaceae. Gene Ontology annotation, molecular function: ubiquitin binding.
UGACAUUUGUUUUUUAAAAUACAUUAUUUAAAAAAAAGAUUCGGAAAAAAGAAAGAAAACUUAUACGGGUCUACCGGAGUCGUUUGCGUACAAUUAGCCAUUAGGUUGGGUACAUAAUCAGUUUAUGAGAUUACUUCAAUACAAUCCGCCAAAUUACGCGACCUUCCUCAACAUUCUCUACCCUUCCCUUUACCUCCUCUCUUCCAUCAGCAUCUUCAAUGGCCUCACGAGACGACAAGCCCUCCAAGCCCUCCAGCAGUCGGACCGGCGGUAUUCGAACCCUUUCCGAUCUGAAUCGACGCUCGCCUGAUUCUGUCGGCGACCCCGAUGGUCCUCAAGAGUAUUAUACGGGUGGUGAGAAGAGUGGGAUGCUUGUCCAAGAUCCUACAAAGGGUAAUGAUGUGGACUCGCUUUUUAAUCAAGCUAGGCAAAUGGGAGCUGUAGAAGGCCCUAUUGAUCAUGCCCGUUCAUCAGGCUCCAGCAGUUUUACCGGAACUGGUAGGUUACUCUCAGGAGAAACUGUACGUUCUGCACCUGAUCAGCCCGAGAGCAUUGUUCACAAUAUUGUAUUCUGGAGCAAUGGCUUUACUGUAAACGAUGGCCCUUUGAGGAGGUUGGAUGAUCCUGAAAAUUCAUCUUUUUUGGAGAGCAUUAGAAAGUCUGAGUGCCCCAGAGAGCUUGAACCUGCAGACAGAAGGUCCUCCGUUCAUGUUAAUUUAAUUAGGAGAAUGGAGGAGUAUCGUGAGCCAGAGAAACCACGUCUUCCAUUUCAAGGUGUAGGAAGAACUCUUGGUGGUACCGCUCCAUCUCAAGCAGCAAACGGGCCAACUGCUACUCCCACUGAUGUCAAUAGCAGUCCAAGCCCUUCUGCAGGCCUCAUCGUGGAUGAAUCGUUGCCGUCAACCUCAAUUCAGCUUAGGUUGGCAGAUGGAACACGCAUGGUAUCUCAUUUCAAUUACCAACACACAAUCAGUGAUAUUCGUGCUUUCAUUGACGCAUCUAGACCAGGGGGUGCCAGGAACUAUCAGCUGCAGUUGAUGGGUUUCCCUCCCAAGCUUCUUAGUGACGUGACCCAGACAAUCGAGCAGGCAGGUCUUGCCAAUUCUGUUGUUAUCCAGAAGUUUUAGCAACUUAGAUAAACUUUCUUUUAGACCGUAACUAAAAGAGGAAAAAAAAAAACAUUCAAACUAUGAAAUGGUUUCUCAGAUUGGAAAAGUUUGUGAUGAAUAUUCGAAGUAUAGUCCAGGUGUUUUGAAUAUCGUGGUUGUCUAUUUUGUUUAUGUUUCUGUGUCGGAAGACAUUUCCUUCUACAAGUUACAGCAAAAAUCUCUUCAAUAACUAUAUAUUUUAAGUUGGCACUA